Messenger RNA from Asterias rubens (European starfish), 1582 nucleotides. RefSeq names its product gamma-aminobutyric acid type B receptor subunit 2-like. Gene Ontology annotation, molecular function: G protein-coupled GABA receptor activity. The transcript has 8 exons. The coding region runs from base 84 to 1043 and encodes 319 amino acids. Gene Ontology annotation, biological process: G protein-coupled receptor signaling pathway; gamma-aminobutyric acid signaling pathway. The record is from RefSeq and is a predicted model, not a curated record. Lineage: Eukaryota; Metazoa; Echinodermata; Asteroidea; Forcipulatida; Asteriidae. Gene Ontology annotation, cellular component: membrane; G protein-coupled receptor heterodimeric complex.
GAACGACUAAGAAGACCGUAAUCUUACAGGUAUCCUGGGCCGUCCGAGCGACGCUUUUCUCCCUCGCUGGAGUCGGUAUCAUCAUGGGUCUGGCAUUCCUCUAUCUUAACAUUAGAUACAAGGCUAAAAGGGCCAUCAAGCUGUCGUCCCCUCCCCUGGGAAAUUUGACUUUGAUCGGCUCUCUGCUUCUGUACGCCUCGGUCUUUGCUUCCGGAUGGGAUGAUACUGACCUGUCUGAUACGGCCAUUGUCUUCAAGUGCCACUUGGAGCGUAUCCUGAUAUCCCUUGGCUUGUCGUUGUCGUUUGGUUCCAUCUUUGUGAAGACGUAUCGGAUACACGCAAUCUUCACACUGGCCGUUAAAAGAUUCAAAAACAUUGAUUUACCGGACUGGAAACUCAUCGGCGGAGUUGCUCUAAUCGCUGCCGUGGAUUGUGCCAUCUUCACGCUGUGGGUCGCUUUGGACUCGACGACUGUUGAGAGCCGAUCCUUUGAGCCAAAGCUUAACAUGACAGAACCAGAGAAGGAAUUAUUCGACGUGCCAGUCAUUAGGUACUGUGACAGUGCCCAUGCGCAGUACUUCAUCAUCGCCAUCUACGGCGUGAAGGGGAUAUUGCUGACCUUUGGCCUCUUCUUGGCUUGGGAAACGAGAAAUAUUGCCGUCUCACAACUCAAUGACAGUAAAUACAUAGCAGCCUCUGUGUACGUUGUCUGCCUGACCAUUGUUCUUACCGUCCCAACGAUGACUCUUCUUGCUGAUGACGUCAAUAUGACGUUUGCAAUCCCUGGUGUGGCCAUUGUUGUGGUCAACACUACGGUACUGUGCCUGAAUUUUAUCCCAAAGGUGUACCUAUUGGUGUCAGUGAAUGAUAAGGAUGUACGUAUCAGCAUGAUGCAGUCCAUGGGAUACGGCGGGGAGACGACGGAUCUUGGAUCUAGAAGUGGCUCACAUGCCGAUCGGACGAACAAACAGAAGCAGAUGGUGUUGGAGCAGUUAUGUCGUCAUCUUCAACGGCUACAACACGCAAAGUCAAUGCCGUUGUAACACAGUAGGACCUGCCUGAGGACAAAACCAAACAAUGUAUUUGCAUACUCGCAGUAGUAAUGUGAGCAAAACAUUCUCAAAGUUAAAAGAAAACGAAUCGUCACAGUGUCAAAAGAAGUUUUUAAAUUAUUGAGAAAGUUUAUUGGACGAUAAUAUAAACAGGCAGAGGCUGGAAUGUUACUGAAGUCGUCUGUUGCCGCAGUGUGGGAAGGUUAUAGGGAAAGGGGAAACAGGGUGAUUCCUCUGCUGAAAAUGGACGAGCAUUCACUACUACAAAAUCUACCCGACGACGUUUCACUAUUCUAUGCACAAGAUUACGUCUCACGCAACUUGUUAUUAAAAGUAGAGUAGCGAGCACGAUAUCGAAAUGACUGUUAUUAUAGCACUUGCACAGUAAAACGCAUAACUCAAUAAGUAUAUGAGCCAACAACAUAGUAAAGGUUUGAGAGAAUAGUGGAAACAUAACUGGAUGUGUUUUUCCCUUACCGAAAGUCAGACGGGAAAAGAGAAAGGCUAAAAGGUCCUAUAAUAAAAACUCU